Messenger RNA from Ambispora gerdemannii, 478 nucleotides. The record is from the annotation of a GenBank genome assembly. NCBI's taxonomy places the organism in Eukaryota, Fungi, Glomeromycota, Glomeromycetes, Archaeosporales, Ambisporaceae.
ACCAAAAGAUUCGCAAGCCCAAAAAUGGUUGGAAGAGAAAUUUCCAAUAGGAGAAAGGGAGGAAGUUACAGUAUUAUUUGCUAGAAAUAUGGGUCUGGAAGGUGAAUUGGUGGUUGAAAAAUUUCCUAAACUAGAAAAAAUAAUUUGUGAUAGUAAUAGUAAAUUAACCAGCAUAAAAGUUAUUGGUUUAUCUAAGUUAGCUAUUUUUAAUGCCAAUGCAUGUAAAGUCAACAAAUUAGUUAUCAGUGGUUGUCCCGAAAUAAUUUCUUUAAAUGUUGGUAAUAAUUUACUAAGCAAUACCGAUUUUCUCGAUGACUUAAAUCCCGAAAAAUUAACUUAUUUGAGUAUUCACAGCAAUAAGUUUGAAAAAAAACAAAAUUUAGAAUUCCUCAGCAGAUUUGGCAAUUUAGAAGAGUUGUAUAUAAAUAGUAAUGAAAAGUUUAUCGGCAGUUUGUCUGUGCGAUUGGUCAUAUUUUAA